AUGACAGAACGCAGAACAUUCGAGAUAACCCUGAUCUCGGCCACCGACCUCGACUCCGCCGGCCUCCGCUGCUGCCCGUCCCUCUUUCCGACGCGGGCUUACGCCUGGGUUUCGGUUUCCGGCAAGGAGAAAAAAACCCCCGUUGACCGACAUGGACAAUCGAACCCCGCCUGGAACUUCUCCAUGGCCUUCUCCCUCCGUGAGUCCGCCGUCCGGAGCUACAACGCCAUGCUCAUCGUCAAGAUAUUCGGCCGGCGGCGGUUCGUUGGCUUCCGGGACAGGUACAUUGGGGAGGUCCACACGCCGGUCAAGGAGCUGUAUGACUACGCCGAAUUGACCGGCGGGAACGCCAUGCUGAACCUACCGCUGACGAAGGGGUGCGCAGCGGCGGCGCGUGGGUGCUUGAGGUUCGCGUACAGGUUUAGCGACACGGUUAUGUUGGAUAAGAGCCCGAGGCGGAGGCCCGAGAGUUUCGUGGGGUGGACCCACUGCUGA
Striga hermonthica is the source of this 495-nucleotide messenger RNA. NCBI's taxonomy places the organism in Eukaryota, Viridiplantae, Streptophyta, Magnoliopsida, Lamiales, Orobanchaceae. The record is from the annotation of a GenBank genome assembly.